Messenger RNA from Diospyros lotus (date-plum), 1745 nucleotides. RefSeq names its product glucan endo-1,3-beta-glucosidase 8. NCBI's taxonomy places the organism in Eukaryota, Viridiplantae, Streptophyta, Magnoliopsida, Ericales, Ebenaceae. The transcript has 3 exons. Gene Ontology annotation, molecular function: hydrolase activity, hydrolyzing O-glycosyl compounds. Gene Ontology annotation, cellular component: plasma membrane. The record is from RefSeq and is a predicted model, not a curated record. Gene Ontology annotation, biological process: carbohydrate metabolic process. The coding region runs from base 83 to 1555 and encodes 490 amino acids.
AGAAAGAAAAUUACCCCCCCCCCCCCCCCCCCCCCCUCUCUCUCUCUCGAUUCAAGGAAGAUUCAAAGAGGGAAAAACCCAAAUGGCGGAUUCGAGAGUUUUCCGAGAUUAUGCUUUGUUUCUGUUGAUGGUUUCCGGGUUCUCGAUCGGCUCGAGCGGGUCGGGCGUGGGGGUGAACUGGGGCACUCAGGCGACCCACCAGCUGCCGGCGAAGAAGGUGGUGAAGAUGAUGAAGGAGAAUGGGUUCGAUAAACUGAAGCUCUUCGAGGCCGAUCGGAAGAUUCUGGAAGCUUUGAUUGGGACCGACAUUGAAGUGAUGCUGGCCAUUCCCAAUAACAUGCUCCAGCAGAUGAGUGAAGAUCCGGAAUCUGCUGCUUCCUGGGUCGAAGCCAAUGUCACUAGCCAUGCCUACAAUGGUGGAGUCAAUAUCAAGUAUGUAGCGGUAGGCAACGAGCCUUUUCUCGGAGCAUACAAUGGGUCCUAUCUCCCAUUCACAUUACCAGCUCUGAGAAACAUACAGGAAGCUCUCAACGACGCGAAGCUCGGAUCGGAGAUCAAGGCCACCAUCCCCUUCAACGCCGACAUCUAUUUCUCCCCAGAGUCGAAUCCAGUCCCGUCGGCCGGCGACUUCCGGCCGGAAGUCCGGGACUUAACUAUCCGGAUAAUCCAGUAUCUCCACUCAAACGACGCUCCGUUCACCGUCAACAUCUACCCUUUUCUAAGCCUCUACGGCAAUGCUUUCUUCCCUUUCGAUUACGCCUUCUUCGACGGCUCCAACAAGCCGGUGAAGGACGGAGGCUAUGUCUACACCAAUGUGUUUGACGCCAAUUACGAUACUUUGGUUUGGGCGCUGAACAAGGCCGGCUUCCCCGACAUGAAGAUCAUCGUCGGAGAAGUCGGUUGGCCGACCGACGGAGACAAGAACGCGAAUGUUGAAAACGCCAAAAGAUUCAACCAGGGCAUGCUCAACCACGCGUUGAGCGGAAACGGUACUCCGGCCCGGAAAGGCGCGAUCGACGUGUACCUCUUCAGCCUCAUCGACGAAAACGCGAAGAGCAUCGCGCCGGGCAGCUUCGAGAGGCACUGGGGCAUCUUCGAGUUCGACGGAAAGCCAAAAUACGAGUUGGAUUUGAGCGGCAUCGGGCAGAACAAGGGCUUAAUUCCAGUUCAAAACGUCGAAUACAUGAUCAAGAGAUGGUGCGUUCUGAACCCAGAAGCCAAAGAUCUGGAGGACUUGCCGAAGAGCAUCGACUACGCCUGUAGCCUCUCGGAUUGCACGGCUCUCGGCUACGGCUCGUCCUGCAACCAUCUGGGAGUGAAGGGCAACGCUUCGUAUGCCUUCAACAUGUACUACCAGUUGCAGAGCCAGAACAGCUGGGACUGUGACUUCUCCGGCUUGGCCGUGGUGACCGAGGAGGAUCCCUCAGACGAGAAGUGCCAUUUUCCGGUGAUGAUCGCGGAGAGCAGGCGGUUGAUGGUGAUGCACGGGACGCUUUUGGGGAUCUUGCUUGCUGUUCUUGAGGGGUGUAUAGUGUUCUUGCUUCUGGUGUCUUAGCUUGAGGCCGGCCUGGUGAAGUGAACAUAUAUAGGACUUGAAAUAAAAAUAUUCAUCAUGAUUCUAUUUUAUAAGUUCAGCGGAUUUUUUUAUAAUGAUUUGAUAAUAAUUUCUUUUCUAUUUUUCAAUUUUUAAAAAUGAUUAUACGACAAACUAAAAUGAUAGAACAACCCCUUCUAUGUAGAUAUUA